Molecule: messenger RNA, 1020 nt
Organism: Torulaspora globosa
Lineage: Eukaryota; Fungi; Ascomycota; Saccharomycetes; Saccharomycetales; Saccharomycetaceae
Gene: IBD2
Product: Ibd2p
Exons: 1
Coding region: 1-1020 (339 amino acids)
Biological process (GO): mitotic spindle assembly checkpoint signaling
Source: RefSeq, a predicted model, not a curated record
AUGCUGGUAGUCAUAGCUAGGAAGCUCGUUAAUCGAGGUGGGAGGACCAGUGAUCUCUGCAAUUACUGGCAUUCUACACUUCCGUUGCUCGGCAUGUCAUCCCCCGCUAUAAACCAGAAUGGUUCUUUACCGGUUAAUAUGAUGAUGCAAGAGGGAAUGCAGGCUUUAUCGAAGAUCUUGAAAGGUCCGCUUCUGGAACAGAAACGAGUGAACAUGGACCAGGCCACUAUGCAGGUUUUACUUGGCCAAGGCCAAAAUAGAAAGGGACGCGAGGCUGCACAGCAUGGCGUACAUGACCUAAAUUACGAUCAAUAUGGUAUAGAUGACACAGUCCCGACAAAUCAGAUAGUCGUGGAAACUAAUCAUGAUGAAGGAAUUGACGACCCAGAAUUGCAUUUGGGUGACGAAGAAGGCGAAAUUAUAUUUGAUUGCGGCACGCAGGAGCUGGUCGGGUCGCCAGACAAAAUUGGCGAACAUAUCACACAAAUGUUAGAAUCAGUGCUACCGAAUGGGAUCCAAAGCGGGGCAGACGGCCGACUGCAUGCCGUAGUGAACGGUGACGAGCUGAAUAUCACUGAAGAAUCGUUUAUGGACUUUAAGGAGGCUAUGUCAAGUUUGGGACAAGUUCAAAAGCUGCAGCGUCACCAGAAGGAGCCAAAGCCCAGCGCGGAACGCUCGGCCGUCGAAAAGAGCUCGGAUGGAGCCCAUGAGCCUUAUCAGGGACAAGAAAUGGCGUUGUCUGAUGAGAACCACCAUCAAAAGCUUGAAAACAGCAACAGGAGAAAUCCGGUCGGUCAUCUGGAAUACGACUACCCGACGACGCAGCCGAGAAAGGCUCCAAACUUCACAGCCCUCAUGAGUGUGAAAAAGCCUCUGUGUCUUUUCUGUGAGUACUACAUGGUUUUCGGAGAGCCGCCUCGUAACAUGAUCAAAUGGUACAACAACAAUUACGAAUAUGAUGAUCUUCCGAGGACCGAAGAGAAACUACAGCAUAAGAACCGUCGUAAGAGGAAUCGUUAG